AUGACAGUAAGGGCAGCAAGGGUACCGGUACCCGGUGUGCCGCCUUUCGGCUUUUCUGCACAAUACCCGAUAGUUGCCGCAGACGUCGACCGUCGCAAUCAAUUUGAGCAUGAUGGUCUCGAGUUUCUAGACCGUCGAUCGCCCUACACCAUCAUCCUGAAAUUCGACGUCCCCCGAUACAUCAUCUACAGCGGCUACUACGACAUGAACACGUACCUGCUGAACCGGCUCCAUCGCGCCGUUCGUCGCGGCAAUCUAGCAAACCCGUCAACGAAUCCAGACGACCGAUCAGUGCGGAUAGUCCUCACGUACUCUCUGGCGGACCUUGACCAAGUAUCCUUCAGAGAGGUCCAGACAGCCGUCACGGCUCUGGAAAGAAUCGCAUUCAUUCUCCGAUCAAGAACCACAUAUGAGACGCUCACGAAAGAGCUUCUUCCUUGGUCGCCGGAACCCCAAAGGCUCGACGCUGUGAGGAUUUACAAAACUGUCGCGAGUACCACGCUAUUCCAAUCAACCAACGGCAUCUGUCGUAAUGUACACCCAGCCGGAAGGUUCCUAGUCCAGCUCAAGGAAUCAAGAGACAUCUAUAUAAUUAAUAUGAAUUUCAUCCUCCACGACAUCACCAACUCCAUCCUUCUUGCCCUAAUAUACCUAAAAUCCCACCGAGACUCGAAGCUCAUACCCUACACCAUGAUGUCUGAUUCUAUCUACCCCAUGCACCUGUCAUUCAAGCCGACCCUCAAUGACCUAGACCGUCAGAAGAAGCUCGAGGCCAAGGACUAUGAAUUCGAAGGAGGAUGCCCCUUCACCAUCAACAUGUAUGGCUACGUCCACGAAUCAGUGAUCUGUUCUGGCAUCGAGAAGCUCUGCAACGAACUGUCCCGUCAGUUCUUCAUCGCCUGUAUGGAGAACAGUCCGAGUCCGAAGACCUCUCUCCCCCGGCGCAACAAAGAGUACUACCGCGUCAAGGUCACAUUCAACAUCGCGACCGUGUCGCUCAACCAGAAGCCUGAGCCAGAAGAUGAUCAGGUCAUCGCCACGGCGGUGAUGUGGCACUUGGGAUCGAGACGGACUCUGAGACCCGUGAACAACGCCUUCGAGAAAUGGGGCAGGUGUCGGGGACAGGACAUCGUGGUGCUCAGGGUGAAGGUUGUUCCUGAGGGAGCGAAAGACUGUGCGUAUUUCUUUCCCCAGGGCCUCGACGCUAGUUUGGAGUCAGUGAAAGAGUCUGAAUACGACGACGAUUGCAGCGAUCAGAGUGACAUCGAUGGGUGGGUGUUUGUCUGA
Aspergillus affinis is the source of this 1287-nucleotide messenger RNA. RefSeq lists its product as uncharacterized. The coding region runs from base 1 to 1287 and encodes 428 amino acids. The transcript is spliced from 2 exons. Lineage: Eukaryota; Fungi; Ascomycota; Eurotiomycetes; Eurotiales; Aspergillaceae. The record is from RefSeq and is a predicted model, not a curated record.